Molecule: messenger RNA, 1553 nt
Organism: Austrofundulus limnaeus
Lineage: Eukaryota; Metazoa; Chordata; Actinopteri; Cyprinodontiformes; Rivulidae
Product: protein lifeguard 3
Exons: 12
Coding region: 48-1019 (323 amino acids)
Biological process (GO): negative regulation of apoptotic signaling pathway
Cellular component (GO): endoplasmic reticulum; Golgi apparatus; membrane
Source: RefSeq, a predicted model, not a curated record
GCUCAGUGUUUCCAUCACAGACAACUGCUGAAAGGUGCUUCAGAUAAAUGACAUCUAAAAGCGACACCCCUCCAUCCUACGAGGAGGCACUGCAUCACCCUAAGUUUGAUCAGUCUCCUGGCCAGCCACCAUAUGGCGCUCCUCUUCCCUCGCCCCCAUCUUACAGUCCCAGUCCUGGCAUGUUCCCCAGCCAGCCUGGUUACUGGGGCCAUGGGGGCGCCUACCCACAGUCCAGCAUGUAUCCAGGCCCUGGUUUCUCUCCAGCUGGGAUCGCCAUCCCCACUCUGUCAGCAGGACUGCAUGCAUCCAACCCAGGAGACAUGGAGGAUUUGAUCAGCAGCCAGUGGGACAGCACAUCCAUUCGGCACGCCUUCAUCAGAAAAGUUUACUUCAUUUUAACAAUUCAGCUUGCCGUCACCUUUUCAGUCAUUUCUGUCUUCACAUUUGUUGAUUCAGUGAAGAUGUUUGUCAUCAGCUACCCUGUCAUYUACUGGACAUCGUAUGUGGUGUUUCUUUUGGUUUACUGCAUUCUCAUCUGCUGCAAAGAACCAAGGAGGCGUUUUCCGUUGAAUCUGGUGUUGCUGGGAAUAUUUACUGUUGCUUUCUCUUACAUGGCUGGAACAAUUUCAAGUUAUUAUGAAACAAAAGCUGUGUUUCUUGCCAUGGGAAUAACAGCCACAGUGUGCGUCGCAGUGACAGUCUUCUGCUUCCAAACCAAGGUGGACUUCACCUCCUGCGGUGGGUUUCUCUGCAUCGCGGCUGUUUUGCUCAUGAUCAUUGGGAUCGUGACGGCCGUCGUGCUCUCCUUCCAAUAUGUCCCCUGGCUUCACAUGCUCUACGCUGCAAUAGGAGCCAUCGUUUACACUCUGUUUUUAGUGUACAACACUCAGCUCCUCAUCGGGAAUCGGGAGUUGGCCAUCAGCCCAGAGGAGUACAUCUAUGGAGCCCUUUCCCUCUAUGUUGACAUCGUUAACAUCUUCCUCUUCAUCCUUCAAAUCAGCGGAGCAGCAACAGAAUAAACAAAACACUUAGAGAAUAUUUUUGUCAUGCAGAGAAAUUCAAUUUCCAUGUAUUUUUCUGUCUGUAAAGUUACAUUUAUAAAUCAGAGUACUUUGUCACUGUGUAAAAUAUCCUAACUUGCUGUACAUAGUUGCUGUUUGAAACAAGAAUGUGGAUAUUUGGUUUUAGUUACAAUGUUGUUUAUUAGUUAGAAAAUAGAAAUCUGACUGUAUUUAUCAAACCUAUUAAUAUAUUAAUUAGUGAUUCUUUCCAGUACAUAAAGACAAAACAGCUUAUUUUUUUAAAUUAUCUUUGUUUAAUUCCUAUUCAUCACUUACAAGAUCUACAGCUGGACACAAUCAUUCCUCCAAGGUCUAAGCUGGAAAAUAAGAUCUGUGUUAAAGGGUUUUUUCUCUUUGAUUAGAAAAUGCAUUAAGUCUGUGCAGUCCAAUAAGUAAAUAAGUGACCACUUCCUUUAUGUUUAUUGCAUCUUGUUUUUAAUAGUUGUUAGAAAACUAUGAACACAAAUCAAUAAAGUCCCCCGCCUCCCCCCA